CCGGUCACUCCCGGUCACUCCCCGGUCCUGCCAGUUCCAGUCCCGCGGCUCCGGAGACUCUCGGCCAUGGGCGAGCGCAAGGGCACCAACAAGUAUUACCCCCCCGACUUCGACCCCGCCAAGCAUGGCUCCCUCAACAAGUACCACCACAGCCACCCCCUGCGGGAGCGCGCCCGGAAGCUCUCCCAGGGCAUCCUCGUCAUCAGGUUUGAGAUGCCCUUCAACAUCUGGUGCGACGGCUGCCAGAACCACAUCGGGAUGGGUGUCAGGUACAACGCGGAGAAGAAGAAGGUGGGAUCCUACUACACCACCCCCGUGUACAGGUUCAGGAUGAAGUGUCACCUGUGUGUGAAUUACAUCGAGCUGCAGACGGACCCCGGGAACUGCGACUACGUCAUCGUCAGCGGCGCCCGGCGCAAGGAGGAGCGCUGGGACCCCUCGGACAGCGCCCAGGUGCUGCCCACCUCGGCGGAGCAGCGCGAGCGCCUGGCGCUGGACCCCAUGUUCCGUCUGGAGCACGGCGUGACGGACCGGGGGGUCCUGGAGCGCGCCGCCCCCACCCUGACGCGCCUGCAGGAGGCUCAGGACGCCUGGAAGGACGAUUUCGGCCUCAACAGCCGCCUCCGACAGCGAUUCCGGGAGGAGAAGAAGCUGCUGCGGGAGAAGGAGGAGGAGGAGGCAGCGCUGCAGGCGCGGGCCGGGCUCAGCAUCCCGCUGCUCCGUGAGGAGGAGGAGGGGCGCCUCGCCGCCCUGCUCACCCUGCGCGCCCCCGACUCCUACGAGGAGAAGCAGCGGCUGAAGCGCUCCGAGAUCUCCCAGCGCUCCUGGUUCGGCCCCCGGCACGGCCCGAGCGGCCGGGGGGACCCUCCAGAAAUUGGGUCUGGGGGCGGGACGGGCUCCGAGGGCACCCCCGGGGCCGCCCCCCCACCCCCGCCGGGCUGGGCAUCGUGCGGCGGCGGGCGGCGGAGGAGGGGCCGGCCCCGGCAGCCCGGGAGACCCCGGGACCGAGCCGGAGCCCCCCGGGGCCGCCCCCCAGAGCGGGGGAGCCCCCGGGACCCCCCCCGGUGCCGCCCCAAAGACCGAGGGAGCCCCCCGGGACCGCUCCGGUGCCGCCCCCCAGAGCGGGGGAGCCCCCCCGGGACCCGCUCCGACCGAGGGAGCCCCCCGGGACCCCCCCCGGUGCCGCCCCAAAGACCGAGGGAGCCCCCCGGGACCCCCUCGGUGCCGCCCCAAAGACCGAGGGAACCCCCCGGGACCCCCCCGGUGCCGCCCCCGCCCCCGUCCCUGGUCGCCGAUUACUCGGACUCCGGCUCCGAGAGCCCCUGA
Messenger RNA from Poecile atricapillus (Black-capped chickadee), 1326 nucleotides. It is a transcript of the gene YJU2B, whose product is annotated as YJU2 splicing factor homolog B. Gene Ontology annotation, cellular component: post-mRNA release spliceosomal complex; U2-type spliceosomal complex. NCBI's taxonomy places the organism in Eukaryota, Metazoa, Chordata, Aves, Passeriformes, Paridae. The record is from RefSeq and is a predicted model, not a curated record. Gene Ontology annotation, biological process: mRNA splicing, via spliceosome.